Molecule: messenger RNA, 3100 nt
Organism: Pleuronectes platessa (European plaice)
Lineage: Eukaryota; Metazoa; Chordata; Actinopteri; Pleuronectiformes; Pleuronectidae
Gene: sys1
Product: SYS1 golgi trafficking protein
Exons: 4
Coding region: 250-720 (156 amino acids)
Biological process (GO): Golgi to endosome transport; protein localization to Golgi apparatus; Golgi to plasma membrane protein transport
Cellular component (GO): Golgi membrane; trans-Golgi network
Source: RefSeq, a predicted model, not a curated record
GGGGUCGCCACCAGGACUUCCGUGUUGUUAGCCAGGUCCAGCAGUUGAAGACAACAAGGCCGAGCUCGAUGUCGGUGUCAGUGUGGAGACAGGAAGGACACGUGAGGCUUGUGGUGAACACUGGGCCCUGAAGUCCCUGUAGCCCAGGUGUCAGAUUUUGAAUUCGCACACACAGGUCACACUGGAUGGGUGGGCUGGUAACAUUUUAGGCCAGCUGUUAUCGUCCUUUGCACCUGUACGGGUAGCACAAUGGCCAGUCACUUCCGUAGCUACAUCUGGGACCCAGUUCUCAUCGUGGGCCAGAUUGUGCUGAUGCAAUGCAUCUACUACAGCUUCUUGGGCCUGUGGUUGGCCGGAGUGGACAGUCUGGUGCAUUCUAGUCGAUCACUGGACCAGAUCUUCAGCUACGAAGUGCUUGGCUUUGCAUCAAUACAAGGAAGGCUUUCAAUGAUGGCGUUCAUCUUAAACUCUCUCACCAGCGCCCUUGGUCUGUGGUUCUUCAUACGUCGAGGGAAACAGUGUCUGGACUUCACAGUCACCGUGCAUUUCUUCCACAUGAUCGGCUGCUGGAUCUAUAACGCUCAUUUUCCAGCUGCCCUGUCCUGGUGGCUCGUCAAUAUAGCCUGCAUGGCCUUGAUGGCUGUAAUUGGAGAGUACUUGUGCAUGCGAACUGAGCUCAGGGCCAUUCCUGUCAAUAGUGGACCCAAGUCUAACCUGUGAAUUUUUGUCGACACCAUGCUGAAAAUGUGUGGCUGGCUAACCCUCAACGGACUCGCUCAAUGGACGUUCUUCCACUUUUGGUAAAAGAAGACCCUGCAUCUGUUAGAUUGUCAUGCAUUUCCUCUUAAACGGAUACAUUGGAUGAACUGAUCUAUUUAUUCUCUGCCCUUUAAAUGUUGGACAGUGUUCACUCUAACAUAUUAAGAUACAUAAUACUAUGCCUGAAAGAGGACGUCACUUUCUGUGAAACUAACAACUGUUAGAAGUUUUUUCUUUGACAACUGGUAACUUUUCCUCUCAAAACUAAGAACAUUAGCACGAUCAUUCCUUUUCCUAAUUUUAAAACUUUUUAAAAUUGAAAGUAUUUUUUCUUUUUCAAAUGCAUUGAAAAGAAAUAUCUGAUUAUAAACAGGGGCGUUAGACAACUGUCCAAACCAGACAUUUGUCCUCUUUCCUCUCUGCUGUGUUGCAGGGGCAGCCACCGGACAUCAUGACCAUCCUGUCACAGGGUAUAUUGUUUGUUAUAUCUCACAGCAAUUUAGAGAUGUAAGUGCAAAGUUAUCAGUUAUAUCUUUUUUGUCUUAUACAGUCACCGGAUGUAAAAAAUCCAGAUGUUGGAUUAAAAGUCCAAUGUUCAAACUGAGGAUUUUUGAAUUCAGUAAUCGCAGUCAACAUUAUGUGUCGGAGAGUUUUCUCCUUUAACAUAUCACCAGUAAAAUCAGGCUUCUUUUUACCUAUCUGGAUAAACUUUGUACAUUCUGUUUGUUCUAGACUUUCAGUACAGUAUUUUGCACAGCUUGUUUGCCUCCCUCUCUUCAUGUCAUGGUGUAUUAUGCAGAUAAGGUGGCCACUUGGGGGACAGUUUUCAGCAACCAGCUGUGUUUCCAAACAUACAGUCACUGUUUUUGGGGAGGUGACAUGAAAACACCUGAAAUGUGCAGCACUGAUGAUUUCUGGAAAAUCAGCUUUUAAGACUCAAAAUUACCUUGUUAGUGCGGAAUAUGUGGUCUCUUGAAUUAAAAUCUGGUUUUGAAGUGGAGUAAAAAUACAAUAUUGGUACAGUUGACAUUUUGGUAAAUUUGCUUUCUUGUCUAUUUGAGGUCAAUGCAGUUAUCUGUAAGCGGGUCAACAUGCUGAGCAUGUUUUAAAACUGACACCAGCCCCUCCUAAGCUCACUGUAACAUAUUAUUACCUCUGAUACUAUAAUCUUUGCAUUGUUUGUUCUUCUGAUGGCAGCAGUACUACAAAACAAAUCUCAAAUUAGCUUGUGCAGGGGUGGGGCAUGAAUCAUUGAAGAACUCAUAACCUUUUGAAGUGGAUCCAGAUAAACGGGCUGAUCCAGGAAUGUUGUUCACAUGAUUUAACAUAGCAGUAUAGAGCUUUUGCACAGGUAUGCAUUGUCUGGGCGCCCUUCUAGUUUCUCAUAGGUUUAAUCUGAUGAGAAACUCACAGCCAUGGCACUCCUUUAUUUUAGAUUUAGUUAUCGUACAAUUAAAGUAGAUGAGACAUAACAUGUUAAUCAAUGAGCUUUAAGAGGUGCUGGUAGUUGGAUUUUAUUACCUCUGCACAGAGCAAAGAAACCCUCUCCUUCCGGUUUUUCUUUUAGGCUACAGACAUGAGAGUGGUAUCUAUCUGAAGCAACUAUAAGCAAACAAGCACAUACUCAAAACUAUUCCUUUAAGAUUUGUUCAAAGUCAUGACUGCUCUUGCUAAGCCAUUGUCGGUAUUUGAUUAUUUGUAGUCAUGGCAGUGCAAGUAUUCCCAAUGCCACCAUUUUAUUAUUUUUUAGCAUAACUUAAGUUUUUAUUUAAACACACAAAACUUGUGAACUGGACCUAUUCAUGUAAUUAUAUUCCCUGGCUUGAUAUUAGACAGAAGCAUUAUAGUUAAAUUGUAAAUAUUUUCCUCUGACUAUUUGAACUGUGUUUGCAGAAGCAUUAAGACUUUUUUUUUCUCGCACACUUGCACAAUGCAAGUACCUCUGUGGAUACGCUGUUUAAUAAACCCUGCCGGUUUGGAUUGUUUGAAGAGAACGGUGAAUAUGUCAGUCAGGAAUCUGCAGGAGAAAAACAAUGAUUGGCCAUUAUGCUUCAGACAACAAAGAUGGAUCUUCUAAUGAGGGUCACAACAUGAGCGUGUCUGUGCUCCUCCUCAGGUUCUCCACCUCGGGCUCUGACCUCUCAUUUCCUCCCACCACCGUCACCGUAGGAAGUGUCCAGGUGGAAAGGAGCAGAUGGGAGAGCGCUAACGAGUGAAAAACUGCUGGCCGAUCCUCAUUAGCAACGCUUUGCUUCAUGGACGACUAAAAACAGAAGCUCAGUUGUAAAUGAGGUUGUAGAGCCGAGGACUUACUGCAUCGAUUAAAUAUGCCACUGCUUUA